Molecule: messenger RNA, 384 nt
Organism: Morchella importuna
Lineage: Eukaryota; Fungi; Ascomycota; Pezizomycetes; Pezizales; Morchellaceae
Exons: 6
Coding region: 1-384 (127 amino acids)
Source: RefSeq, a predicted model, not a curated record
AUGGCUAUGAUGAAACACAUCGUGAGAUCGGCGAAGACGGUGGUCGGCUUCGAAUACCAGAGUUGUACGUUUCGUGGGAGACCUUCCCGAGAUCUGAGAUUUCGGGGGGAAAAUAAAAAUAAAGUAAAGCCGACGGUAGCCCCGGGGCCGCCGUUCUUGGUCACCGCGUUGCUUCGUCGCACUUUUCUCUACGCCAGCCAUCUCAUCCAGACCCUCCCCGUCUUGUCCCCGGGCAAAAGGUCAGCAUUGAGCAAGGCUACAGCUACUAUUGUAAUCUAUGAGGGCAAGGUCGACAAACGCGUCAAUAUUAUCCGGCUGAUACGCUCAAACAACAACAUCAGCUCUUUGACGUCUGAUCACCAAUUGCAAAAAGAAGAUAUAUAA